This is a messenger RNA of Selaginella moellendorffii, 2424 nucleotides long. RefSeq lists its product as uncharacterized. The transcript is spliced from 10 exons. The record is from RefSeq and is a predicted model, not a curated record. Gene Ontology annotation, biological process: lipid metabolic process. The coding region runs from base 106 to 2370 and encodes 754 amino acids. Gene Ontology annotation, molecular function: lipase activity. Lineage: Eukaryota; Viridiplantae; Streptophyta; Lycopodiopsida; Selaginellales; Selaginellaceae.
GACCUUUCAACUUGGCUAACUCAUGCGACGCUUCUUUGUUGCAGCUUUUCCACAACCACAGCAGCAUCAGCAACUGGGGAUGACCACUCGGGCAAAAGGGCCUUGAUGGUUCACAGCUGUUUCAUACAGAGUAAGGAUCGCAGUUGGGCUGAAGAAGAGACGAUGGCUCCAUACCUGUGCAUCGUCUCAUUUCUUCUCUUUUCUUUUAGCUCGGCACUGGCUAGCAACUACGAUGUAUCGGCAGUUUUUGUUUUCGGGGACUCUUUAGUGGAUUCAGGGAACAACAACAACCUCCAAUCGUUGGCCAAGGCCAAUUUUCUACCUUACGGCAGAGACUUCGACACGCAUAAGCCAACAGGUCGAUUUGCAAAUGGAAGGCUGGUCCCAGACUUCAUUGCAUCAUUCCUUGGACUUCCGUUCCCGGAGACGUAUCUCUCGGCGGGAGACAACAUCGACCACGGGCUGAAUUUUGCAUCAUCUGGAGCGGGCCUGCUUCCAGCCUCUGGGAAUGUGUUUGGAGAACACAUUCCGCUUCCAAAGCAGGUUGCGAGCUUCAAGGAAGUCCAUGCAAGGCUUGUGAAGAAACUCGGCCCGGAAUCGGCCUCCCGCAUGGUCUCCAAAGCCAUUUACUACAUCACAGUUGGCAGCAACGAUCUGGUUAACAAUUACUACCUCCUCCCCGGGGCUCCGCUGAGAACGCAAUCGCCUCAAGAGUUCCAAGACUCCCUCAUCGUAGUUUUCAGGGAGCAAAUCAAGACAUUAUAUGGUGAAGGAGCGAGGAGAUUUGUGAUUGCAUCACUCACGGCACUCGGCUGUAGUCCCAUCAAUCUUCUCAAAUACCUCAUCAAGAAGCCAGGCGAGUGUGCUGCGGAGCCAAACGAUGCAGCAAAGUUGUACAACAAGGCCGUGGAAUCCAUGCUCAGCGAGCUGAGAGAAAGCUUGCCAGGAAUCAAGCUCCUCCACGGCAAUUGCUACGACAUGGUCUACAAGGCGGCCUUGAAUCCGCUUGCAAAUGGAUUCGACGAAGGUGAUAAGGCAUGCUGCAGUGGAAUCGGCAAGAACGGGGCCAUUGUUUUCUGCCUCCCAGACGUUCCCUCGUGCAAAGACCCCUCGAGGUAUGUCUACUGGGACGAGUUCCACCCGAGCAGCAGAGUCUACGAGAUCCUGGCUCGAAAUUUUUGGAGCGGUGGCAAGGACGAGAUUUAUCCCAUGAACAUCCAGCAAAUCUUUGGUGAAUGGGUUUUUAGCUCCUCCAUAGAGUUUUACAAAAUGGUCAGGCUAGAAGUUUCUAUGGCUUUGAUCGCCACCAUGGUUAUAGUGCUAUCACUGGUAACAUCUGAAGCUCAAGCCAAAGUUCCAGCGUUGUUCGUUUUUGGAGACUCCAUGGUGGAUGCUGGAAACAACAAUGCUCUAAUCACUCUGGCACAAGCAAACUUCCCCCCCUAUGGCAAGGACUUUGAUCAGAGCCAGCGUCCAACUGGAAGAUUUGCUAAUGGACGGCUUGUUCCAGACUUCUUGGCAUCGCGCUUGGGACUUGAUCUAGCUCCAGCAUACGUUUCUGCGAAUGACAAUGUUUUGCAGGGUGUAAACUUCGCAUCCGCUGGAUCUGGAUUGCUCGAGUCAACAGGCCUCGUCUUUCAGGGCCAGCAUUUCUCUCUUCCAGCCCAAGUCGAUCACUUCCAAAACGUUCUGGACAACAACAUCACCGCCAAGCUUGGAUCCAAGCGAGCCCGGGAGCUCUCGUCCCAAGCGAUUUACUACAUCACCGUGGGCAGCAAUGAUCUUGUCAACAACUAUUACCUCCUCCCGGCCUCGCCCCUGGCCGUCCGAUACACUCCCGAGCGCUUUCAAUCUCUCCUCCUCGCCGAGUACCACAAGCAACUCCAGAGGCUGCAUGGAUCCGGCGGCCGCAAGUUCGUCCUUGCUUCUCUCACGGCUCUGGGUUGUAGUCCCAUCAACUUGCUGCGAUACAACGUUGCCAAGAAGGGCAAGUGCGUGGAUUUCCUUAACGACGCCGCCGCUCGAUUCAAUGCGGAUCUCAAGGCCAGCGUCGUAAAGUGGAGCUCAUCUCUUCCCGGGUCGCACAUUGUCUUUGCAAACUCGUUCGACUACGUUCUUGAUCUUGUCCGGAACCCGGCCGCUCACGGAUACAAGGUUGGUGACCAAGCUUGCUGCAGCGGAAUCGGCAAGAAUGGUGCCAUCGUUUUCUGCCUGAGAAACGUCACCACCUGCGAUGACACCUCGAGUUAUGUGUACUGGGACGAGUUUCAUCCGAGCUCAAGAGUCUAUGGCGAGUUGGCGGACAGAUUCUGGGAAGGAUCUGUGCAAGACAGUUACCCCAUUAACGUGAAACAGCUCUCCACUCUUUGAACUCUUUGAGACUAAGAAAGAGAUUACCUUUUUAAUAUAUAAAACUUAUCUAAA